Molecule: messenger RNA, 1562 nt
Organism: Planococcus citri (citrus mealybug)
Lineage: Eukaryota; Metazoa; Arthropoda; Insecta; Hemiptera; Pseudococcidae
Exons: 2
Coding region: 298-1449 (383 amino acids)
Source: RefSeq, a predicted model, not a curated record
AAUUUGAAAUAGGAAAUGAAUUGCUUAAUGUAGGCGUAAACGAAGUUUUGAAAAAUCGUUUUGUGGUAUUCAUGUGGAAUACUUUACUAUCCCACUUGGAAUAGCAUGUUUUUGAAAAGAAAAACAACUGAUUUGAAAUUUAAUCAAAUUAUAAUGUAACUUCACUUUUGAGAAGAUGUGAUCAAGAUACUUGGGAUAUUUCCGAAAGAGAGCUUCUUCAUUGGAAUCUGCACCUUCUUCAUUGUCGUGCCACAUUUACAUACAAAUAAGAAAGAAAUCACACGUUUACAAAAAAAAAUGACACAAAACCUGUUCAAAAUGAGCCAUCAAAGACACACUCAGCCUAUUUUAUCCUUCCUUUUACUCAGUUUAUUCACCGAAUCGCUCCUGGCGCAGAUCCCCUACCCUGUUCUAACAACCAAAUCAUAUCACGUCGACAAGACCGGCCUCAUAGAGGAAUUUUUCAAAGGUAGCAAAUAUCUCAUGAUCUGCGCAACAGCCAAAUUCGGAAAAAGCGUCAAUCUGGAUAUGCUCAAGCACUUCGUUCAACUCGAAAUCAACGAAACGACGGGAAUUCCAUUAAAUAAAACCGAAUCCUCGGGGUAUCGUCUCUUUACAAACACCUCGUUAAACCUCAGUAUUACCCGAAACGAAGACCUAAUCCGAGACCAUCUGGGCGAAUACCCGACAGUAGUAUUGGAUUUCGCAACCAGAAAGAUAAAUUACACAUCGGAUACUUUCGAUCACAUGUUAGACAUAAUUCGAACCGAUAUCAUGGAAUGCUUCAAACCUUACCAAUGGCUAUGUGAUGAGCUGGAAAGAAGACACGGUAAAGAAGAAAAUACCACCAAAAAAGCCCAACUUCGGCUUAUGCAGAACGCCUUGACUAAAAAUCUAACCGUCGAGGAAACACGAACGAGUGUUUACAACCUGACAGAAAUCCUCACCGAGUACUUCGAUAAUAAAACCGUCAUGGUAUUCGUCGACGAAAUUGUCAAAUUACCCGACGACUCUUCUAACAUUAAUCCAAAAUCCAGGAGUUUAUUCGCAGCCAACGACUUUAUCGGUUCCAUUUUGCAUCAUGUAAUGAAAAAGUAUUCAAAUACCACGCAUUUAGCUCGAGUAUUCCUCACUGCUAGGAGUAGAGAUAGCCUAGACGCGAUAAAAAAUCCUUACCUUAAAAAGACAGUCAGAAUAAUGCCGUUUGCAAAGGAGCAUCCUUACAAUAGCUAUUACGGAUUCAGUGAAUACGAAGUGACAAAAUUAUGCGAUCGUCACGAUAUCACCCCCGAACAGAGGAAAGUACUGAAAGAGAUUCACACGGGAGAACAGUAUCCCAAGGGUAAGAAUUACGUAAAAAUAUACAAUCCGGAUUCAAUAAUGAAAUUUUUGAAAAGAUUCGCAAAACCUGAAAUACUCAGCAAUGAUACGAUGCCAGAUUCGUGUUGAUCCUGAAAUAGAGAAAUGGCGCGGUACUGAUGAUUCGUUUUAGAAAUAAUUUUAAUUUAUUGUAAAUACGUAGGUAUAGGUCCAAGUUUGAAUAAAGUAUCGAUUUUUUUCCA